UUUUUCCUCUUUAAAUUAUAGGCUUGAUAAAAUUUCCCUCCUAGAAAGAAAUGCGAAGUGGUAACUUGCAACAGAGAUAGAUAUGGGCGUGAAGAACCUGUGGGAUGUUUUGGAUUCUUGCAAGAAAACUCUCCCACUCCAACAUUUAAGGAACAAAACAAUAUGCAUAGAUCUCUCGUGCUGGAUGGUUCAACUCCAAAAUGUGACCAAAUCUCACUCUUGUUUGAAGGAAAAGGUUUAUCUUAAGGGACUCUUUCACCGCCUUCGAGCUCUCAUUGCUUUGAAUUGCACCCUUAUAUUCGUUACAGAUGGAUCUAUUCCUGCUAUUAAGAUAUCAACUUACAGGCGCCGCUUAAAUUUAACCACUGAGAUCGAUGAAAAUGAAACAAACUCAGAAAAAGUGUGUUCGCUACGAAGGAAUAUGGGUUCUGAGUUUUCAUGCAUGAUAAAGGAGGCAAAAAUCUUGGGCAUGGCCCUCGGCAUUGCUUGCUUAGAUGGGAUGGAGGAAGCCGAAGCACAAUGUGCGUUGUUAAACUCUGAAUCAUUAUGUGAUGGGUGUUUCACAUUAGAUUCAGAUAUCUUCCUUUUUGGUGCAAGGACGGUGUACAGAGAUAUCUGCCUUGGAGAUGGUUAUGUUGUCUGCUAUGAAAUGUCAGACAUAGAAAGACAACUUGGAUUUGGAAGGAACUCAUUGAUUUCUCUGGCCCUACUUCUUGGAAGUGACUAUUCUCAUGGAGUACAUGGUCUGGGCCGUGAAUCAGCUUGUCAAAUUGUGAAAUCCAUUGGAGACAAUGCUGUCCUCCAGAAAAUAGCAUCAGAAGGGCUUUCCUUUGCUAAGAAGGCAAAAGGAUCAAAGAAACAAGGGAAGAAUUCCAAGAACAACCAGGAUAACUCCUUAAAUAACGAGAUGAAUAACAAUGGAGGCAAGCAUUGUUCACCUGAAGAUUUUUCAGUUUUGGAGGUGAUCAACGCUUAUUUAUAUCCCAAGUGCCACUCAGCAGACUCUAAUGCCGUGCAAAGGGUUCUUGUUCAACAUCCAUUUCAACAUGUCAAAGUUCAGCAAGUAUGCGGUCAGUUCUUUGGGUGGCCUCCAGAGAAAACAGAUGAGUAUAUCCUACCAAAGAUUGCAGAGAGAGAUUUACGGCGUUAUGCCGAUUUGCGCUCAGCUUCGUUGCAACUUAGAGAGAAACUUCCUUUGCAUAAGCUGCCACCUAAGUGCCCAGUGUCCAGGAUCAUAAAGCAGAGAAAAGUUCAGGGAAAAGAAUGCUAUGAGGUUUCAUGGGAAGAGCAACAUGGACUUAAAACUUCCGUAGUUCCAGCAGAUCUCUUGGAGAGUGCUUGUCCUGAGAAGAUUGUAGAGUUUACAGAGGGAAAAGCUCAAAGAAAGAAACAAAUUCGCCGCAAAGCAAGAACAAAGAAACAAGGAGAAGAAUCUUCUUCAAUGGCUGAAAUUGAUCAAAAACUCCAAAAUCUUUUACUGGACAAUGAAUUCGGAAGUAACACCAUCGGUUCUUCUCUUCCUGCUUCAAAAACAGAUGUAUUGGAAAACAGAACACAUAUCUCCAGUGAAUUUACUCCAACCAUUUCAAAUUCAGAUAAAGAAUCAGAAAGUCACAUUGAACCUGCUACUAGUGUUGUUGUUGAUGAUGAUGUCAAGUACAAGAAUGAGAUAAUCGAUUUAUUAAGUCCUUCCCCGCCGAGAUUGCAACAUAGAUUAUUACUACUUAAGAAGCAACAAGAAAAUGUAAGUAUUCAAAGUGUUGAUGUAGUAGAAUUGAGUGAUUCAGAAACUGAGAUGUCUGCUGAGCACCAUAGGAAAGCUAGAGAGUUGAGGUUGUUCCUAGCAAGCAUAAAGGAUUAAUCUCAUAUCAUAUCCAAUAUUAAUGAGUAUUUAUUUAUUUUAUGGAAAUCUUUAGCUUUGAAGGUUGAGCAGACUUGUGACUACGAAUUUACAAAUUACAUGAUAAACAUCAUUAAGGCGAUGAGGUUAAUAAUCGUGCCCUUUUUUUUUUAAUUUUUCCGAAGGGGGAAACGUCAUUACACAGAAAAUAACUUAACUAGUCAAAUGCCAAAACUUGACAAGCAGCAAGGGGAUUCCCAUUCCUAAUAGCAAAAUCAAAGCAUUUUUAGCUAGAUGAGCUAAGGACUAAAGAGAAGAGAAUUGAUGUGUUCCAGCAGCCAAUCAUUGUCAUAUUUGCAUAGCAUUGAAACAAUCUGAUUCAACAGUGACUCUUCUCCCAUUCAAUUCCAAUCAAAGAAAACUUCAGUUCUUCUGAAAUUGCCUACAGUUUUGGAAGUGAGCAUUAAUUGAUUUCAGCAAAAACACCUCUUUGGCGCGCACCCACUGUCCCUAGCUGUAAUAUCAAGCCCACAUCAGCCUUCUUUUGAGCAAACACACCUGCAUCUAUAUAUAAUCAUAUUGCAGCCAUUAGUUGGGGGUUGCCAUUUCUCCUUAGGCUCCACUCCACAGGUCCAUUAGAGCCAUUUCAGCAAAUCAACUGCAUUAGGGCCUUUACCAUUUCUCACAGUUUUGUUGCACUUGGGCACAUACCAGAUUUGUGACGAGACAGUCCCCAAACAGUUCAAAAUCUUCCCUAUCGAGUGCUCUGGAGAGACAACACAACAUCAUUGUGCUGGAAAUUCUUCACUUCUUCUCCAUCCAAAGUCACUGUUUUUCCAUCUAUGCUUUUACAGCUUUGAAAUUCCAAAGAACAUGGUAAAAUGUCCUCAGCAGCAUUUCCUCCACAUCUGGUACAGCUUACUUAAUUCACACUUAAUCAUGAAAGUAGUUGCUACUAAUAAUUAAAGGGUGCUUUUAUGGAGAGUUAUAUUUUAUACACUUUUCACUGCAUUUUAUUUAUUAUUUUACAUUCCCAAAAUUAGCUCUUAAACAUUGUAGACCUUUAAAAUGAAAUCAUACACCCCAUACUCAUAUGUAGUACAUAUCCUUGAGAUAAAGAAUGAAAAAGAAAAGUAAAUGAAAAAUAUUUAUCCCACAUAUAUAAUAAUAUACUAGAAAUAAACGAAAGUUAAAACAAGCAAGCCCCUUCAAAUUCUUCAAUUCAAAGAGAUUCCACACAUAAAUAUGGGCAUAUCCCCAAAAGUAAGAGUGAACUACACAUUCCUUUCAAACAAACAUAAUUUUACAUGAUGAAACCAUAUGCAUUUAUUAUCAAGUCAGGCAAAUAGAAGCAAGAUCCACAAUAAUCAGAUUGGACACAUACAUGUUUAUCAAGAUAAAAGAUAAACAGAUUAAGUAAAAUCCCAUGAUAUGUAUAGGUAACAUAUGAUAUCAUAAUAUAUUAUUAUGAGUUUAUGAGAGAUUAAUUAAAGCAUUAGAAACAGGGGAGUAUAGAUAGGUGAUAGGUGGUGGGGAAUUGCAAUUUCUUCAAGAACCAACUACACCACACGACCUAUGAUAGGGUACUUAGCUUCGAACUUCUUCUCCCAAUCAUUAAGAACGCCCAUCUCCUUCUCGGUGAGAUCGUCGAUGGAGGGAGAGAUGUCUUCGUCGCUCUUGCUCAUCUUUCCCAGAGCCCUGCUCGCGUCCUUCCCGGCGAACAUCGAGUACGAACCUUCGGGGCCGUAGAAGGACUUUCCUGUCGUGACGUCGAAGAUGCGACCCUUGAUAGCCACGUAUAUGGGCUUGGAGGGGUCCCUACCGUUGUAUUGGCUCAGUUCCUGGGGUGUGAGUGUCACCUCCAUGGCUGCUUUUUCUUCCAAGAUUUGCUUUGCAGAUUGAGAUUGGUGUUUGUCUCAGUCUCUGUGGAGUAUGGAAUAUGAACAGUGUGUGGAGUUUGGAGUUUGGUGGC
Cannabis sativa is the source of this 3812-nucleotide messenger RNA. RefSeq names its product single-strand DNA endonuclease 1. The record is from RefSeq and is a predicted model, not a curated record. Gene Ontology annotation, molecular function: 5'-flap endonuclease activity. The transcript has 14 exons. The coding region runs from base 83 to 1861 and encodes 592 amino acids. Lineage: Eukaryota; Viridiplantae; Streptophyta; Magnoliopsida; Rosales; Cannabaceae.